CCUCUUAGUCAUACCCCCACAAUUUCAUUUUCACGCAGUAGAUUAAAAGUAUUAAUCCCAAUUAAUAUACUUUUAAUCCUUGCUUAACAUUUUGUUUCGUCGUUCACUAAUUCACCCCGAUUGUCGUUUUGAUCAUUUAAUACAAACAAAACGCAUCCACACACAUCAACUCCUCCUUUUCGAACCUUCGGAACCACUCUCCGGUCAAAUUUCCCGCGGUUUCUUUAACGUCCGAAGUCAUCUCUGAUUUCCGACCACCGCACGUACGCAUCUAGAAGGAGUGAAAAUUGUGAACAAUGAGCAACGUGUUCGAGGGAUACGAACGCCAAUACUGUGAACUUUCUGCUAAUUUAUCAAAAAAGUGCACUGCGGCUAGUGCUCUUAAUGGAGAGCAAAAGAAGCAAAAAGUUUCUGAAAUAAAGGCUGGCAUUGAUGAAGCGGAAGCUUUGAUUCGAAAAAUGGACCUUGAGGCAAGAAGUUUGCAGCCAAAUAUCAAGGCUAUGCUUCUUGCUAAGUUGCGGGAGUAUAAAUCAGAUCUAAACAACCUUAAAACCGAAGUUAAGAAAAUUGUAUCUGGUAAUUUGAAUCCUUCUGCAAGGGAUGAGUUGUUGGAAUCUGGCAUGGCAGAUGCUAUGACGGCAUCAGCUGAUCAGAGAACAAGAUUAAUGACAUCAACUGAAAGGUUGAACAAGACUGGUGAAAGAGUUAAGGAAAGUAGGAGAACAAUGUUGGAAACCGAAGAGCUAGGUGUUUCUAUUCUCCAAGAUUUGCAUUCACAGCGACAAUCUCUAUUGCAUGCGCAUAACACGCUUCAUGGAGUGGAUGAUAACAUAGGCAAGAGCAAGAAAAUUUUGUCAAACAUGUCAAGAAGGAUGAACAAGAACAAGUGGAUCAUAGGCUGCAUUGUGCUCGUCCUGGUUGUCGCUAUCAUCAUGAUCCUAUACUUCAAACUUUCUAAAUAGAUAAAGGCCUACAUGUUCUCGUAAUGGUUCAUACAUAACAUAAGAUACAAUGAUUUAUUUUGUUUCUCCUUUUUCUUUUUCUUAAUUCGAUUUGUGAGUGAGCAGAAAAAGAUGUUGCAUUGUGCAGUGCUGCAAGCUAACUUGUUACUGUUGGCUUCUUUCAAGUGACAAUAUAGACAUGUGUCUUAUGCCCGGGUUUUGUAAUGUAUGAAAUUUGUAUUCUUUUGACCGGUUGUUCUUUGAUUUUAAUUAUGAAACCAAAAUUCUUUAAGCUG
Molecule: messenger RNA, 1237 nt
Organism: Cicer arietinum (chickpea)
Lineage: Eukaryota; Viridiplantae; Streptophyta; Magnoliopsida; Fabales; Fabaceae
Product: vesicle transport v-SNARE 13
Biological process (GO): vesicle-mediated transport; intracellular protein transport; vesicle fusion
Cellular component (GO): endoplasmic reticulum membrane; SNARE complex; Golgi apparatus
Molecular function (GO): SNARE binding; SNAP receptor activity
Source: RefSeq, a predicted model, not a curated record